CGUAACUGAGCUGUCUACAAUGAGCAUCCUUUGGCAUAUCACUUGUCUGCUACUGCUGCGCUCCUGCACUCCAGGUUUCUCCAUGCAUGAUGGCAUUGUUGGUGGUAAAGUCUCCGUUCCCCACAGUCGACCCUACAUGGUCUACAUUUGUAAUAAGAUAUCAAAAGUAGCAUGUGGUGGUUUUUUGGUAAGAGAGGAUUAUGUGAUGACAGCUGCCCACUGUAAACAAAGUCAUCUUAUGGUCUAUUUGGGGGUCAAUGAUACCAACGUUUUACCUGACGGUAUAGAGGUAGAUCCCGUUCCACAUCCAAAAUUUAAUAUGAAGAGAACAGAUCAUGACAUCAUGCUUCUAAAGCUCAAAACCCCAGCAACUUUGAACAAAAUUGUGAGUACUAUCGCUUUUCCAAAACCUGAGAAUGAACAAAUCCAAAAGGACUGCAUGGUCAUGGGUUGGGGCUGGAAAAAAUACCAUGAUGAGUCUCCAUCAAAUGUGCUCAAAGAAGCAAACGUGACUCUGAUAGACUCUGAAAACUGUGGCACGGCUGACACUCUGUGCACUGAGGGAUCAGCUGAACCAGCACGGGGAGACUCUGGGGGUCCUCUUGUUUGUGGAGGUGUUGCAGAGGGAAUUGUGUCUUUUUCCGAAACCAAGAGCAAUGGAGACCACCUCUCAGCAUACACUCGAAUUUCCCACUAUUAUCCAUGGAUUCAGAGCAUCAUUAAUCCACCUACUCAGCAGCAACCUGAAACAUGGAAGGGCAAGCUGGAUUAA
Molecule: messenger RNA, 772 nt
Organism: Sinocyclocheilus grahami
Lineage: Eukaryota; Metazoa; Chordata; Actinopteri; Cypriniformes; Cyprinidae
Product: chymase-like
Exons: 5
Coding region: 20-772 (250 amino acids)
Biological process (GO): proteolysis
Molecular function (GO): serine-type endopeptidase activity
Source: RefSeq, a predicted model, not a curated record